Medicago truncatula (barrel medic) is the source of this 1087-nucleotide messenger RNA. RefSeq lists its product as uncharacterized. Gene Ontology annotation, molecular function: serine-type endopeptidase activity. The transcript has 5 exons. The record is from RefSeq and is a predicted model, not a curated record. Bases 85 to 702 code for a protein of 205 amino acids. NCBI's taxonomy places the organism in Eukaryota, Viridiplantae, Streptophyta, Magnoliopsida, Fabales, Fabaceae.
UCUUGUCACUACAAUGAAUGAAUGAAAUUGUAAAACAAACAGUGUGUACCACAAUACGUAGUGCUGCAGCGCAAAUCCACAAGAAUGGUUUCCUGGCGGACGCAGUUACGGUACCUUGCAAGCAAAGCUCAAUACGCCUCCUCUCUUGCCUUAAAGAACCGUAUAGGAGGUCAUGUCAAAGAAAAUGAGGUAGCAACUUUUAUUUUCAAACACUUCUGUCAUGGAAGGAUGACUUUCUUGCACCGGAAUAAAGGAGAGGAGAUGGCCCCUGCUAUUGCUGGAAAAGGAGCAAUUCUUCUUGUUCGGAGAUUACCGAUUCCAGACCUAAGACGACUGUAUAUAGGAGAUGUUGUGGUCUUGAAGAACCCCGAAAAGCCAGAUGACUACCUAGUCAGAAGAUUAGCGGCGACUGAAGGUUAUGAAAUGGCUUCUACUGAUGAAAAGGAUGAGUCGUUUGUUCUUGAGAAGGAUCAAUGUUGGGUAGUGGCUGAAAAUGAAAAAUUGAAAGCCAAGGAAGCAAUUGACAGUCGAACAUUUGGUCCAAUUCACAUUACCAACAUCGUAGGCAGAGUCCUAUACUGCCUGCGAAGUGCUGGGGACCACAACCGUGUACAGAACAGUUUUGUCAGCAUGCACUACGAUUCACCAGUGUUGGAAAUGGAACUUAAUGUUGAUGAGAUGGCAAAAAGUCACAAAGCCUGAACUUUAGUUCCGAGAAGCACCAAUUUCUUGAGUUUACCUGUUCCUCUAUUUCUUCUUAUGGAUUUUACUUGAAGUAAGGAUGAAGAAUAAAUGUAUGAUUUUUAAAUGUGAAGGAUAUGUUCUGCAAUAUUUUAGUUUUUCUGGUCAUGAAUGGAUUUCAUUGGGAAUUUCUUUGUAAUCUUGGUGACAUUUUUUUGGUUUAGAGGGGGAUUUGGAUAGGCAUAAUAGAUUCAAGUUAACUUAUUUAUCUUUUCUAUUUGUUUGGUUUUGGAUGAGGCGUUUGUAACAUAGCUUGAUUUUUGUCGGAUUAUGGGGUUAGGAUUUGAGAAUGUAUUGGUGAUAUGUGUAUUAGAGACUGCUCUGUUGUUGAUCUGUUACGUUCUCA